GGCGAAAAACCCAAAAAUGAUUCGUUUACCGCGUCGUGAUGUCUUCGCACCGUUUAAAUGGCGACUCUGUCGGCAUUACUGUAGCGCCAAUCAGGAACAUAUGAGCAAGGAUCCGCCAGAGAUAAAGCAAGUGCUUGAACUGAAUCCACAUGUUCAGAAAAACUGUACCGUACUGCCGACAUCUGUGAUCAAGGAACAGCGGAAGUGUUGGAUGCGAGUUCGCGAACGGGCGCUACAGGAACGGCCAUCUCUGCUAAACAACUUCGAGGAUGUAAAGGUUCGCACAUUGUCGGAACGGGCCGCACUCAAGGAGGCCGCCCGCUGCCUUAAGUGUGCUGAUGCGCCUUGCCAGAAGGCCUGUCCCACUCAGUUGGAUAUUGCAAGCUUCAUCUGUUCGAUUGCCAAUAAGAAUUAUUAUGGGGCGGCCAAGGCCAUUUUCUCAGAUAAUCCGUUGGGUCUGACCUGCGGCAUGGUGUGUCCGACCAGUGACUUGUGCCAGAGCAGCUGCAAUCUCCAUGCCACAGAGGAGGGGCCCAUCAACAUUGGCGGACUGCAACAGUUUGCCACCGACGUGUUCCGACGCAUGGGUGUGCGUCAAAUCCCUUCGCCGCAGGCAAGUAAGCUGAAGAAUUCGGACAAGAAGAUUGCGCUGGUGGGAAGUGGACCGGCCUCUCUGUCCUGUGCCAGUUUUCUGGGUCGCUUGGGUUACAAAGACAUAACCAUAUAUGAAAAGGAUGAGUUUUCGGGCGGACUGUCUGCAUCGGAGAUACCGCAGUUUCGUCUGCCCAUCGAGGUGGUCAGGUUUGAGGUGGAGCUGGUCAAGCAACUGGGCGUGAAGUUUGAGCUUGGUCGGCAGCUGCGAUGUGGCGAUCUAACGGUAACUAAACUGCUGGCCGAUGGCAACGAAGCGAUCUUUCUCGGACUGGGUCUACCCGAGCCCGUUUCCAAUCCCAUCUUCAAGGAUCUAACAGCAGAAAUGGGCUACUAUUCCUCCAAAACAUUCUUACCAGAGGUGUCGCGCGCCUCCAAGCCGGGCAUCUGUGCGGGUUGCAAGAAAAAGAAGACAGAGCUGCCAAAGUUGGAGGGAACUGUGGUUGUCAUUGGCGCCGGAGAUACCGCCUUCGACUGUGCCUGCUCGGCACUGCGUUGUGGCGCCAAACGAGUCUAUGUGGCCUUCAUGACCGGCACCUCUUAUAUCCAUGCCGUGCCCGAGGAGGUCGAGCACGCCGUGGUCAAUGAACAUGUGGAACUGUUGCCCUACAUGCUGCCCACGAAAAUUGUUGUGUGUGAUGACAAGAUUGCCGGUGUGGUAUUCAAUCGAACCACUCAGGACAGCAAGGGGAAUCUGCUUAAGAUAAAGGGAGAGACUGCAAGCAUUCAGACGGACUAUGUGAUUUCAGCUUUCGGAUCCGCGCUGGGCACCGGCGAGGUGAAGGAUGCGCUCUUUCCACUCGAAAUAGACAAGUCGAACCGUGUGAAGGUGGACAAGAUGACGCUGGCCACCAGCGUGCCGAAGGUAUAUUGCGGUGGGGACUUGGCCGGAAUUAGCGGCACUGUUGUGGAGGCCGUCAACGAUGGCAAGGUGGCCGCCUGGAACAUGCACCUGCAGCUACAGGAAAAGAAGCCGGGCAGUGAGCCACCCAUGUUGCCACUUUUCUACACGGAAAUUGACAAGGUAGACAUAUCCGUUGAGGUGGAUGGCCUAAAGUUCCUGAAUCCCUUCGGCUUGGCCUCAGCACCACCCACAACGAGUCCAGCGAUGUGCCGUCGUGCCUUUGAAGAGGGUUGGGGCUUUGUGGUCACCAAGACGGCGGUGCUGGAUAAGGAUGAGGUGACAAACAUCUCGCCGCGCAUUGUCAGUGGCACCACCUCGGGCUAUCACUAUGGUCCGCAUCAAGGUGCGUUCAUGAAUAUUGAGGUUAUAUCGGAGAAGAAGGCCGAGUAUUGGUUCUGCGCCAUUUCGCAGCUGAAGAAGGAUUUCCCAAAGCAUAUUGUUAUCUGCAGCAUCAUGUGCGCCCACAAUGAAGAGGAUUGGACGGAGCUGGCCAAGGCGGCCGAGGCAUGUGGGUCGGACGCCCUCGAACUUAAUCUUUCCUGUCCCCAUGGCAUGGGUGAAUCAGGUCUAGGCCUUGCAACUGGCCAGGAUCCGGCAAUUGUUGCCGAUAUAGUGCGUUGGGUUCGCAGUGCUGUCCAAUGUCCUUUCUAUGUUAAAUUAACGCCAAACAUUACGGAUAUUGUGAACAUCGCGAUGGCUGCAGAGAAGGAAUGUGCCAAUGGCGUCACAGCCAUCAAUACCGUCUCCACUUUGAUGAAUUUACGUGCAGAUGCCACACCUUGGCCGGCUGUGGGCAAAGAGCAGCUAACCACCUAUGGUGGCAUGUCCGGGAGUGCAGUUAGGCCCAUGGCCUUACGGGCUAUCUCGGCCAUAGCCAAGAAGCUGCCAAAUAUCACUGUGGUGGGCACGGGCGGGGUUGAGUCGGGCGAGACGGCUUUACAGUAUAUACAUGCAGGCGCUUCCAUUUUGGAGAUUUCCUCGGCAGUUCAGAACCAGAACUAUGCCGUAAUCAGCGAUUACUGCUCUAGCUUGCGGGCGCUACUCUAUCUGAAGGCUAACCCGCCCCCGGGGGAUGGCAAAUUUUGGGAUGGACAAUCGCCCCCGCAACCAUUGCACCAGAAAGGCAAGCCCACGACACCGGUAAAGAGUGAAAAGGGUCAGGCACUGGGCUACUUUGGGCCCGAGCUGUGGCAGCGCGAGGCACAGCUGGACAAGAUGCGUAAAGAGAAGGGUCCCAUCGUUGAUGCACCAAAACCGUCAGCUGAUGAAAAGCAACAACCGGCAGAUGAAUGCCAGAAACCAAAGCCAGCACCCAAGCUGAAAGAUGUUCGCGGAGCGUCCCUCAAAUAUAUUGGCACCUACAUGAGUCUCGAUCCCAAGCAGCAAAAGGUGGCACUGAUCAAUGAAGAUCUGUGCAUCAAUUGUGGCAAGUGUUACAUGACCUGUUGCGAUACCGGCUACCAGGCCAUCACUUUCGACAAGAAGACCCACAAGCCCCUGGUCGGAGAUGAUUGCACCGGCUGUUGCCUCUGCUAUUCCAUUUGUCCCAUCAUCGACUGCAUCAGCAUGGUGCCCAAGCAGAUUCCACAUGUCAUCAAUCGCGGCAGCACCAAGCAGGUCCUCGAGCAGGCUUCGGACAAAAAGUAAACCGGAAAAGUCGUUGAAUAAUACUUGUAUGCUAAGGUUCCAUAUUUUGGGUAGAUUGUUGCUAAAAAAUUCGUUUGUUUUGCGUUUCAUAGAGUCGAUCUUUUGAUCUGAAAUAAAAUCGUCUUUAUUUAGGAAA
Molecule: messenger RNA, 3338 nt
Organism: Scaptodrosophila lebanonensis
Lineage: Eukaryota; Metazoa; Arthropoda; Insecta; Diptera; Drosophilidae
Product: dihydropyrimidine dehydrogenase [NADP(+)]-like
Exons: 2
Coding region: 17-3202 (1061 amino acids)
Biological process (GO): thymine catabolic process; 'de novo' pyrimidine nucleobase biosynthetic process; uracil catabolic process
Cellular component (GO): cytosol; cytoplasm
Molecular function (GO): uracil binding; iron-sulfur cluster binding; NADP binding
Source: RefSeq, a predicted model, not a curated record